This is a messenger RNA of Lagenorhynchus albirostris (white-beaked dolphin), 3088 nucleotides long. It is a transcript of the gene CNNM2, whose product is annotated as cyclin and CBS domain divalent metal cation transport mediator 2. The coding region runs from base 120 to 2747 and encodes 875 amino acids. The transcript has 8 exons. The record is from RefSeq and is a predicted model, not a curated record. Lineage: Eukaryota; Metazoa; Chordata; Mammalia; Artiodactyla; Delphinidae. Gene Ontology annotation, molecular function: magnesium ion transmembrane transporter activity. Gene Ontology annotation, biological process: magnesium ion homeostasis; transport. Gene Ontology annotation, cellular component: plasma membrane.
GGGAGGCGGACUGCUGAGCAGUGGGUGCGAACACUGCGUUGCAGUCUCGCCCAGGGGCCGGUGCCUGCGCUCGCGCCGCCGGGUGGGAAGGAUGAAGCCGCAGCUGGAGCAGCCACCCUAUGAUUGGCUGGGGCACUUGUGAACCCGAAGUAAAGAUGGCGGGCGGGCAGGCAGCCGCCGUACUGCCCACUUGGAAGAUGGCGGCGCGCCGCAGCCUCGGCUCUCGCGGCCGGGGGGUCCUGCAGGCGGCGGCUGGACGGCUGUUGCCGCUGCUUCUGCUGAGCUGCUGCUGCGGCGCGGGCGGCUGCGCAGCGGCGGGCGAGAACGAGGAGACUGUGAUCAUCGGGUUGCGGCUGGAGGACACGAACGACGUGUCGUUCAUGGAAGGGGGGGCGCUGCGGGUGAGCGAGCGGACCCGGGUCAAGCUGCGGGUGUACGGGCAGAACAUCAACAACGAGACAUGGUCCCGCAUUGCUUUCACAGAGCAUGAGCGGCGGCGCCACAGCCCGGGUGAGCGCGGGCUGGGGGGCCCUGCGCCGCCGGAGCCGGACAGCGGCCCCCAGCGCUGCGGCAUCCGCACAUCAGAUAUCAUCAUCUUGCCCCAUAUCAUUCUCAAUCGCCGUACAUCAGGCAUCAUUGAGAUCGAGAUCAAACCGCUGCGCAAGAUGGAGAAGAGCAAGUCCUAUUACCUGUGCACGUCGCUCUCCACGCCAGCCCUGGGCGCCGGCGGCCCGGGGUCUGCGGGUGGCGCCGUCGGGGGCAAGGGCGGCUCCGGGGUGGCCGGGCUCCCGCCGCCCCCGUGGGCCGAGACCACCUGGAUUUAUCACGACGGCGAGGACACCAAGAUGAUCGUGGGGGAGGAGAAGAAGUUCCUGCUGCCUUUCUGGCUGCAGGUGAUCUUCAUUUCGCUGCUUCUGUGCCUAUCGGGCAUGUUCAGCGGCCUCAACCUGGGACUCAUGGCCCUAGACCCGAUGGAGCUGCGCAUCGUGCAGAACUGCGGCACGGAGAAGGAGAAGAAUUACGCCAAGCGCAUCGAGCCCGUGCGCAGGCAGGGCAACUACCUGCUGUGCUCGCUGCUGCUGGGCAACGUGCUGGUCAACACCACGCUCACCAUCCUGCUCGACGACAUAGCUGGCUCAGGCCUCGUGGCGGUGGUGGUCUCCACCAUCGGCAUCGUCAUCUUCGGGGAGAUCGUGCCCCAGGCCAUCUGCUCCCGGCACGGCUUGGCUGUGGGGGCCAACACCAUCUUCCUCACCAAGUUUUUCAUGAUGAUGACCUUCCCCGCCUCUUACCCCGUAAGCAAGCUGCUGGACUGCGUCCUGGGCCAGGAGAUAGGCACCGUCUAUAACCGGGAAAAACUGCUGGAGAUGCUCCGGGUCACAGACCCCUACAACGACCUCGUAAAGGAGGAGCUGAACAUCAUCCAAGGAGCGCUGGAGCUCCGCACGAAGACCGUGGAGGACGUGAUGACUCCCCUCCGGGACUGUUUCAUGAUCACCGGCGAAGCCAUUCUGGACUUCAACACCAUGUCGGAGAUCAUGGAGAGCGGCUACACUCGGAUUCCAGUAUUUGAGGGGGAGCGCUCCAACAUCGUGGACCUCCUCUUUGUCAAAGACUUGGCCUUCGUGGAUCCAGAUGACUGUACUCCCCUGAAAACCAUCACUAAAUUUUAUAACCACCCCUUGCACUUUGUUUUCAAUGACACCAAGUUGGACGCUAUGCUGGAAGAAUUUAAGAAAGGUAAAUCUCACCUGGCUAUUGUGCAGCGAGUAAACAAUGAGGGAGAGGGGGAUCCAUUUUAUGAAGUUCUGGGAAUUGUCACAUUAGAGGAUGUGAUUGAAGAAAUCAUCAAAUCUGAGAUUCUAGAUGAAACAGAUUUAUACACUGAUAACAGAACGAAAAAGAAAGUGGCCCAUCGAGAAAGAAAGCAAGAUUUUUCUGCCUUUAAGCAGACAGACAGCGAGAUGAAGGUUAAAAUAUCACCACAGCUUCUCCUGGCCAUGCACCGUUUCCUAGCAACAGAAGUAGAAGCAUUUAGCCCAUCCCAGAUGUCAGAGAAGAUCCUUCUAAGGCUGCUAAAGCACCCCAAUGUCAUCCAGGAGCUGAAGUAUGAUGAGAAGAACAAGAAAGCCCCAGAAUACUACCUCUACCAGCGAAACAAACCUGUAGACUACUUCGUUCUCAUUUUGCAGGGGAAAGUGGAAGUAGAAGCUGGGAAAGAAGGUAUGAAGUUUGAAGCCAGUGCUUUUUCAUACUAUGGUGUAAUGGCCCUUACAGCCUCCCCAGUUCCUUUGUCCCUGUCUCGUACCUUUGUUGUCAGCAGAACAGAGUUGUUAGCAGCAGGUUCUCCAGGUGAAAACAAGUCACCUCCUCGCCCAUGCGGCUUGAAUCACUCGGACUCUCUCAGUCGCAGUGACCGGAUCGAUGCGAUAACGCCGACGUUGGGGAGCAGCAACAAUCAGCUCAGCUCUUCGUUCCUCCAAGUCUACAUCCCGGACUACUCGGUGCGAGCCCUCUCCGAUCUCCAGUUUGUUAAGAUCUCAAGACAGCAAUACCAAAAUGCCUUGAUGGCAUCCCGGAUGGACAAAACUCCUCAGUCUUCAGACAGUGAAAACACUAAAAUUGAAUUGACUCUUACGGAGCUGCACGACGGGUUGCCAGACGAGACGGCCAACCUGCUCAAUGAACAGAACUGUGUGACGCACAGCAAGGCCAACCACAGCCUGCACAGCGAAGGCGCCAUCUAGAGCACCGGCCUCGGCCUCCGCGUCUGACCGUGAAUCCCAUUAGUGUGCGCUUGUGUGCCAUGCUGCAUCCUGCACCAUCCUGAGACCAAAGACUUUGUCCCCUUCCUGGAAGCAGCAGAGGAGGCCGGGGAGGGCAGGAAUGGAAACUGGAGACGUGAAAUCGACAGCCAGGGCGUGGCAUUCGAGAUUAUGGAGAUGAAUUUCUUCCGCCCAAAUAGAAUCAUGUUUAUUUUUUCAGCUGUACCUUUUAUCAUUAUCCACUCUCCUCCUCCCUCGAUUUGCAUGAAGUUGAAAAUUGUUGCGAUUUAUUUUUUUCCGAGAGAUCAUGUUUUUAAAAAGUG